AUGGAGACCCCAGGACUGGUUGUGCACGGGGAGGCUGCACCCUUCUCCACAGCACUCCGAAGCCUUCUCAACAAUCCCCAAUACAGUGAUGUGUGCUUUGUGGUCGGUCAAGAGCGGCAGGAGGUGUUCGCCCACCGGUGCUUGCUGGCCUGUAGAUGCAACUUCUUCCAACGACUUCUGGGCCCAAAGCUGGGCCCUGGGAUGCCCAGCCCCGUGGUACUAAGCUCCGUGCCGGCAGAUGCCUUCCUGGCAGUGCUGGAGUUCCUGUAUGCCAACAGUGUCAGGCUGCACCGCCACUCUGUGCUGGAGGUGCUGACAGCGGCUGUGGAAUAUGGGCUGGAGGAACUACGAGAGCUGUGCCUGGAGUUUGUGGUGAAGGUGCUGGAUGUGGAGCUGGUUUGUGAGGCCUUGCAGGUUGCCGUAACCUUUGGCCUGGGACCGCUGCAGGAGCGCUGCAUAGCCUUCAUAGAGACCCACACCCAGGAGGCGCUCCGGACCCGCGGCUUCUUGGAGCUGUCGGCGCCCGCGUUGCUGCCCCUGCUGCGCAGCGACAAGCUCUGUGUAGACGAAGCUGAGCUCGUCCUGGCUGCCCGGAGCUGGGCGCGCGUGGGCGCGGCCGUCCUGGAGCGGCCUGUGGCCGAGGUGGCGGCCCCGGUGGUGCGGGAGCUGAGACUGGCCUUAUUGGCCCCGGCGGAGCUGAGCGCCCUGGAAGAGCAGAACCAGCGGGAGCCGCUCAUCCCGGUGGAGCAGAUCGUGGAGGCCUGGAAGUGCCACGCUCUGAGAAGAGGGGAUGCGGCCCGGGGCGCCCCGUGCCGCCGCCGGAGGGGAACCCUGCCACGGGAGCAUCAUUGCUUUCUGGAUCUGCCCUUUAAGUGACCAAGGCUGCGAUUUGCGAGGACUUCUGGGCCUGUCCCAAACUACAGCUCCCGAUAUGCCUGGCUCUCAGAGGGGCUUCCGCCCCCAGCAUGCUCUGCGAGCCCGGAGCUGGAGGAACCGCGAUCCAUCCCGCGCCGCGCCCUGUGGGUGGGAUUAAGGGG
This is a messenger RNA of Enhydra lutris kenyoni (northern sea otter), 1037 nucleotides long. Its product is annotated as BTB domain containing 19. NCBI's taxonomy places the organism in Eukaryota, Metazoa, Chordata, Mammalia, Carnivora, Mustelidae. The transcript has 8 exons. Gene Ontology annotation, molecular function: protein binding. Bases 1 to 876 code for a protein of 291 amino acids. The record is from RefSeq and is a predicted model, not a curated record.